AUGGCGGCGUUCUCUCCCACCAACCCCUUUGCCACCUCUCUUGCCUUCAUCCUCUUCUUCCUCCCACUUUCUACAUCAGAGCCGCCGUGGUGGUGGCGAUCCCCACCACCACCUCCUCCUCGAUUGCAACCACCACCACCGUCCCCGCCGCCGCCCCCGUCGCCGCCACCACCGCGGCGAUCGCCUCGUGCACCGCCAAAACCGCCAAAGCCCCCUGAGCGGCCGUACUAUCCGCCAAGUGAAGUCCCCCCCACUCCAUAUCCUAAAAUUCCGGAUCAAGACGUACCCAUCCUUGAGCUUGCACUAAACUUAGAGUAUGUGAUAGCCGAAUUAUUUCUGUAUUCCAGCCUCGGUUAUGGAUUGGACGGGUACGAUCGGACCCUAGCCAUGGGAGGCCCGCCACCUAUUGGUGGACAAAAAGCCUAUACUGACUUUCUAACACGAGACAUAUUCUACCAACUGGGCUUGCAAGCAGUCUCACACGUGAGGGUGCUUCAGUAUUAUAUUAUAGGAUUCCCAAGGCCACUAUUGAAUUUAAGUGCAGCUGUAUUUGCGGAUUUUAUGGACGCUGCAUUUGGAGAUGCCUUGGACCCCUCGUUCGCUGCGUACGGUAGUUCCCUUAACUUGUUUCUUACAGGCUACAUAUUUCCUUACCUUGCGACCAAUUACUAUAUUUACGCAAUCCCACAACUCAAAAGCGCGUCAGCUAGGGAGUUGGCAGCGGGGCUGUUAGGGUCGACUUCAAGUCAGGAUUCAACCAUCAGAACCGCUCUUUACGCAUUUUCAAAUACGACGGUGCCUCCCUACAAAGCCACAGUGGCAGACUUUACCAAUAAAAUUUCAGACUUCAGGAAUCGGUUGGGAAAAGAUACCCUAAAAGAUGAAGCAGUUAUAGUUCCUAGGUACCUAGGUGCGGAAGGAAAAGUUACAGGGAAUCUACAGUCAGGCGACGAUUACUCCCUAAUAUAUAAGAGGAGUGCACAAGAGGUGCUUCGUAUUUUGUACACUACAUCAAAUGAACAUAAGCCAGGAGGUAUAUUCCCACACGGAGCAGGCGGUGAAAUUGCGCAGCGUUAUUUACAAGGCAGCUGA
This is a messenger RNA of Malania oleifera, 1092 nucleotides long. RefSeq names its product ferritin-like catalase Nec2. The record is from RefSeq and is a predicted model, not a curated record. Bases 1 to 1092 code for a protein of 363 amino acids. The transcript has 3 exons. Lineage: Eukaryota; Viridiplantae; Streptophyta; Magnoliopsida; Santalales; Ximeniaceae.